UCUUCCUUUCCUUUCCAACUUGUUCAUUCUUCUAUAUCCCAUUCAUUCAUUCCUCUACAGUUAAGUUAAUUCUCCACAACCACUCAACUCAACUCAACUCAAACUCAUUCCUCCACCACCACCACUUUCAUUUGAGUUGGGUGGGACUCCUCAAAACACAACCACACAUCACAAAUUCACAACCAACAACACAUAGAGAAAAGAGAAGGAAGAAGAAAACCAAGUUUAAUUCCCUCCACACUUGGCCAAGUUCACUUUUCUAUUUUCUUUACUUUCUGGGACUGUGAAAUCCUUGUGUCUGACUCAAGUGGGUCAUGCUUUGUGGCCCCUACACUCCCACUUGCUGCCAGUCUCUCUCUGUCUGCUGUCUUACCCUCUGCUUCUGCUUAGCUGUGUUGUGUUCUAACUCUAAACUCUCUUGUCUCUUCCAAUUUCUUCCUCUGCUUCCACCCUUUUACAGAACACAAGGAUCUAUUGUAUUGUUUCUCCAUAUGGGUGCCAACUGAAACUCAUGUUGGUUUCCCUGUUUCCUCUGUUGGUGUUGUAGGAUCAUGUAAUAUUAAAUCUUGUGUUUGUUUUUCUAGGGGAACAGGAAGCCACUCCAUUUCAAUUCAAGCACCCGAAUCGCCUUGUUUGGGAGACAGGUUUCUUUUGAUUUGAUUGUUUUGGUUUCCGGGACUAGGAGCUGUUUGCCUAAGAGGGGUUCUUUCAAUAGUAAUUUCUCUAGCUACUAGUGGCUAAUACCAUUUCUCUGAGACUGAGAUUGAUGCUUGGUCCAAAAACACAAUGGAGAGGUUUUUUUCAUUCCUUUAACAUUCAGCACUCUUCUAGCUCAGUGAAAAGCUAUGAAGAACAUUCUUAAGAAGUUUCAUAUCAUGUCUAGUAAUCAAUCAGAGGAUGCAAGAGGAGGGUCUACUCCAUCAAAGAGCAACAAGUCCACUGAUGGUUCAUCUUCAUCCCCUAAGAAGCUUUCCAACUGGUUGCAUUCAGUUUCUAACAGGCAGUGUCCGAGCCCUCCAUCUCCAAGCCCCGCCAGAGCAGAAAGAGUAGAGCCAUCUGAUUUGGUGAGCAGUGCUGGGGGUUUAGAUGUUGCUUCUGAUUCUGUCAAGUGUGAUUCGGGGUCUAGCACUUCGAGGGAUCCUGAAGUGGAAGAAGAAUAUCAGAUACAAUUGGCUUUGCAGCUGAGUGCUAAGGAGGAUCCAGAGGCUGUGCAGAUUGAAGCUGUUAAGCAGAUCAGUUUGGGAUCUAGUGACACUGAUAAUCCACCAGCAGAAGUUGUGGCAUACCGGUACUGGAAUUACAAUGCUCUUGGUUAUGAUGACAAGAUCUCAGAUGGUUUCUAUGAUCUGUAUGGGAUCUUAACCGAGUCAACCUCUACAAGAAUGCCUUCUCUUGUAGAUCUGCAAGGUACACCAACCUCAGAUGGUGUCACAUGGGAAGCAGUCUUGGUCAACAGGGUUGCUGAUUCCAAUUUGAUGAAACUUGAGCUAAAAGCUCAGGAGCUAGCAGCCAAGUCAAGAAAACAUUCUGAAGUAGUUGUAGAUAGUAAUUUGGUGCACAAUCUUGCAGUAUUAGUGGCUGAGUAUAUGGGUGGAUCAGUUGAAGAUCCUGAAAGCAUGUCAAGAGCAUGGCGUAGUCUUAGCUACAGUCUAAAAGCGACCCUCGGUAGCAUGGUUUUGCCACUUGGUUCACUGACCAUUGGAUUGGCUCGACAUCGCGCAUUGUUAUUUAAGGUGUUAGCUGAUAGUUUGGGCAUCCCAUGUCGGUUGGUUAAAGGACUGCAAUAUACAGGUUUGGUCGAUGUGGCGAUGAAUUUUGUCAAGAUCGAUGAUGGAAGGGAGUACAUUGUUGAUCUCAUGGCAGCUCCUGGAACACUUAUUCCAUCCGAUUCAACAGGUUCACAUGCCGAGUAUGACGAAUCACCUUUUGUAGCCACUCCAUCAAGAGACCUUGAUUCAUCUCAUAUAGCAUCAUUCAGCAGUGGAGCUGGAAGUUCAUCUGAAGAAACUUCAUCCUUUGGGAUUCUUGAAGGAAACAGGUCAAAACAUUCUGCUGAUUCAGGGAAAGAAUCUUCUGUAAGCAUGCCAGCUACUGACAAGGAAGAACCAAAGAAACCUUUGAAUGAGUUCAAAAAUAUCCCUAAUGUAGAGAAGACCACAGCUAGGGAAUCUCUUAGCAGACCUAAUAAUUAUCCAUAUACGCAUGGAAGAUCUCCUUCAUGGACUGAAGGGAUCAGUUCCCCUGCAGUACAUAGAAUGAAAGUCAAAGAUGUUUCCCAAUACAUGAUUGAUGCUGCAAAGGAGAACCCAAACUUAGCUCAAAAACUUCAUGAUGUUUUACUUUCAAGUGGUAUUGUUGCUCCUCGAAACUUAUUUUCUGAAAUUUAUCAUGAGCAGUUAGGUUCCCCAACUGAGGCCAAAUUUCCAACUGAAGAAAAAGAUGAAUAUAAACAGGAAAAUGUACAGCAAAAGGCUAAUUUUGAUGAUAAUCUAGGUCCUGCUAAAUUUUUGCCUCCAUUGCAUCCCAAUAGAGUUCAUUCCAAAGCAAAUCCUAGGAGUCAGCUGGAGCAUUCUAAGCCUAUCGAAGGUUUAGGAAUAGGUCUUCCUCUUCAAACAAGGGAAUCUCCUGGACAGCAUGCGUCGUCUCAGGCUGAAGCAACUGAGGUCAAGUACGGGAAAAAUGUCCCAGUUGCUGCUGCAGCAGCUGCUGCCGCUGCUGUUGUUGCAUCUUCAAUGGUAGUUGCUGUGGCAAAGUCAGGCAGCGACUCAAAUUUUGAGAUUCCUGUAGCAGCAGCUGCUACUGCUACUGCUGCAGCUGUGGUAGCAACCACUGCUGCUGUCAAUAAACAGUGUGAGCAGGGUAGUCGAAGUGAUGGAGAUACAGAAGGUUCAGGUUGUGAGCCAAAGGGUAGUGGUGAUGGAGAAGGGGAGAGAAAAUCUGAUAGAUCAGUUGGUAAUGAUAGCUCAAAAUCUGAUUCUGCGCUAGAUGAUGUUGCUGAGUAUGACAUUCCCUGGGAGGAAAUCACAGUGGGUGAGCGUAUCGGACUAGGAUCAUAUGGAGAAGUGUAUCGUGGUGAAUGGCAUGGAACUGAAGUAGCUGUAAAGAGGUUUCUAGAUCAAGGUAUCUCUGGUGAAGCCCUCGAAGAAAUAAAAAAAGAGGUCCAAAUAAUGAGAAGACUGAGGCAUCCAAAUGUUGUUCUCUUCAUGGGAGCUGUAACUCGACCGCCAAAUCUUUCAAUCGUAACUGAAUUUCUUCCAAGAGGGAGUUUGUAUAGAUUAAUUCACCGACCUAACAAUCAAUUAGAUGAGCGAAGGCGGUUGAGGAUGGCCCUGGAUGCUGCUAGAGGAAUGAACUAUUUACACAACUGCACUCCUGUGAUAGUACAUCGUGAUUUGAAGUCCCCAAAUCUUCUCGUUGACAAAAACUGGGUUGUAAAGGUAUGUGAUUUUGGAUUAUCACGGAUGAAACAUAGUACAUUCCUUUCUUCCAGAUCAACUGCAGGAACAGCUGAGUGGAUGGCUCCAGAAGUGUUGCGAAAUGAACUUUCAGAUGAAAAGUGUGAUGUUUAUAGCUAUGGGGUCAUAUUAUGGGAACUGUGUACUUUGAAGCAACCCUGGGGAGGAAUGAAUCCGAUGCAAGUUGUCGGUGCUGUGGGUUUUCAACAUCGCCGUCUUGACAUUCCAGAUGAUCUGGACCCUGCCGUUGCAAACAUUAUCAGACAAUGUUGGCAUACAGAUCCAAAGUUGAGACCUUCUUUUGCUGAGAUCAUGGCUGCGCUGAAGCCAUUGCAGAAGCCAAUUACAGGUUCUCAAGUGCAUAGACCAAGUGCUCAGUUAUCAAGAGUUGCUGAAGACCCUGCAGGAUAGGAGACAAUUAUACAGCUAAAGGAUCCUUUUCAUUUUACUGCUGAAAAAGUGGGGGGAAGUUGUAGAGUAUUUGUCAUUUGGAAUUAAAAAAAAGUGAUUGGUCUAAGAUCAUAAGCUAACCUACAUUCUUAUUCUAAGUUUUCCCUCCAUUUCUCUUCUGUAAUAUACAAUGCAGCCACUGUUAGGUUGUACCAUUCUGUUGUACAAAAUUCUUUGACAAAUGUUGUAAUCAGCAUUUAAAUUUUGAUUUCCUAAAAUAGUAAUGAAAAGUUGCAGCUGUAAGUGAAAA
Molecule: messenger RNA, 4155 nt
Organism: Lotus japonicus
Lineage: Eukaryota; Viridiplantae; Streptophyta; Magnoliopsida; Fabales; Fabaceae
Product: probable serine/threonine-protein kinase SIS8
Exons: 13
Coding region: 846-3866 (1006 amino acids)
Biological process (GO): protein phosphorylation
Molecular function (GO): ATP binding; protein kinase activity
Source: RefSeq, a predicted model, not a curated record